Molecule: messenger RNA, 4416 nt
Organism: Epinephelus moara (kelp grouper)
Lineage: Eukaryota; Metazoa; Chordata; Actinopteri; Perciformes; Serranidae
Gene: mcm8
Product: minichromosome maintenance 8 homologous recombination repair factor
Exons: 21
Coding region: 8-2419 (803 amino acids)
Biological process (GO): double-strand break repair via homologous recombination
Cellular component (GO): nucleus; MCM complex
Molecular function (GO): ATP hydrolysis activity; single-stranded DNA binding; ATP binding
Source: RefSeq, a predicted model, not a curated record
UAAAGUAAUGAGAGGAGGAAGAGGUUCAGGAGGAGGAGGAGGAGGGUGGAGAGGCGGAGGUGGUGGAUCGGGAAGCCAAACCUCCAGCAGCCAGAGAGUCCUUUCUCAGGCUACUCUCGAUGUGAUGUGUCCGUACAAAGGAUGGGCUCUCUACUUCACAGACAGCUUCAUUCAGAGCUCGCCGAGUGUGGAGAAGAUCAAAGUGUUUGAGAAAUAUUUCACAUCAAAGAUUCAACUGUACGACAAGGAUGAGAUCGAGCGUCAGGGCAGUGUCCUGGUGGAUUAUGCUGACUUGACUGGAGAUAAAACCGUGCGUAAAGCUCUUCCUGAUCUGACCACGCAGCUGAAGGAACAGCCGGAGGUGAUACUCAACUGUUUGGGAGUGGCCAUUCACCAGGUGUUGACUAUAGAUUUGGAGAAACAGGCCGCGGAGCUACAAGGGGAGGAGCUUCCUGUCGCUACACCCAUCAUCAACAUCCCUCACAUUAGCGCGAGGUUGUAUAACUAUGAACCACUGACUGCCUUGCGGACGUUGCGUGCCAGUGUGUUUGGACGACUGGUGUGUGUGAGGGGAACGGUGGUCAGAGUGAGCAACAUCAGACCUCUGUGCACCAGGAUGGCCUUCAGGUGUCAGGGCUGCUCACACACUCAGUCUCUGCCACUGCAGCACGGGAAGUACGCCACACCUACCAAGUGUAUCCAGCCCAGCUGUCGCAGUCGCUCCUUCACCCCCAGCCGCAGCUCCCCUCUUACUCACACUGUAGACUGGCAGAUCAUCAAGGUGCAGGAGUUGAUGGGCGGCGAGCAGAGGGAGACCGGACGAAUCCCACGCACCGUGGAGUGUCACCUGACCUCUGACCUCUGCGACAGCUGCGUCCCUGGAGACACAGUUACAGUGACAGGGAUAGUUCGAGUCACCAACGAUGGUAUCUCCCGAGGGAACAAGGAUCAGUGUAUGUUCCUCCUCUACCUUGAAGCCACUUCAGUCAGCAACACUAAAGGUCAGCAGUCCAAGUCAGGUCAGGGGUCGCUGGAAGAUCGUGCUGGAGGGGAGGAGUUCAGUCUGAAGGAGCUGUACGCCAUCCAGGAGAUCCAGUCACAGCCUGACCUGCUGAGACUCAUAGUGCAGUCUUUGUGUCCUGCCAUCUAUGGCCACCUGCUGGUGAAAGCUGCUCUGGCCUUGGCGCUUUUUGGAGGCCGACAGAAACACACGGGCAAGAACAGCGUCCCAGUCAGAGGAGACUCACACAUCCUGAUGGUGGGAGACCCUGGACUGGGAAAGAGUCAGAUGUUACAGGCUGUGUGCAAUGUGGCUCCCAGAGGAAUCUAUGUGUGCGGCAACAGCACGAGCACCACAGGACUAACAGUGACUUUAUCCCGAGACUCAGGAACAGGCGAUUUUGCUCUGGAGGCCGGAGCCUUGGUGCUCGCUGACCAAGGCCUGUGCUGCAUUGAUGAGUUUGAUAAGCUGGGCAGCCAGCAGCAGGCCCUGCUUGAAGCCAUGGAGCAGCAGUCUGUGAGUCUGGCUAAGGCUGGAAUAGUUUCCUCUCUGCCUGCCAGAGCGUCAGUCAUAGCUGCUGCGAACCCCAUCGGAGGACAUUACAACAGAGGAAAGACCGUCUCUGAGAAUCUCAAGAUGGGCUCAGCUCUUCUCUCUCGAUUCGACAUUGUCUUCCUCCUCCUGGACAUCGCAGAUGAGUCACACGACCGCCACCUGUCUGAACACGUCAUGGCGAACAGGGCAGGGAAAGGCCGAACCAGCAGCGCCAUAGUUAGCAGGGCUAACAGUGACUUAGAGACCUCCAUCCUGCUGGAACACUCAGACAUGCCGCUGUCUGAACGUUUGCAGAUCCCUGCAGGUGAAACCAUAGACCCCAUCCCAGUGUCUUUGUUGAGGAAGUACAUCAGCUACGCUCGUCAGUAUGUCCAUCCCUCACUCUCUCCCGAGGCAGCACAGACGAUUCAGGCAUUCUACCUUUCCCUGAGAUCUCAGGCUCACUCUGCUGACUCCACCCCCAUCACCACACGACAGCUGGAGUCUUUAAUCAGACUCACUGAGGCACGAGCCAGAUUGGAGCUCAGAGAGACGGCAACCAAAGGUGAUGCUGAAGAUGUGGUGGAGAUCAUGAAACACAGUCUGGCUGAUACAUACUCAGAUGGUCUGGGCAAUCUGGACUUUGAACGCUCUCAGCUGGGAUCAGGCAUGAGUCAGCGCAGCGCUGCAAAACGACUGGUCAACGCCCUGCACGCUCACGCUCAGAGGACCAACCAGAAGCAGUUUGACCUGCAAACACUUCGAUCUGUGGCCAACAGAAUGAACAUCAAGGUGAUGGAUUUCGAAGGUCUGGUGAGUUCCCUGAACGAACAGGGUUUCCUGCUGAAGAAAGGAGCCAAGCUGUACCAGCUGCAAACUGUCUGAUCACUGACAGCCGCAACAAACCUGCUCCUUCCUGCAGACCUCACCACAAGGUCAGUGUUCAGGAUAACUGCACAGGGUCUCUUUUUAGAGAGGAGGGAAAAAACUCAGCGGGGAACCGCUUAUCAAGACCACUUUCACCAAACCACCGACCAGCAGACAACUGUGUAACCGUUUGAAGAGACUGUAAUGACCACAACAACUGACAGAGACAGCAUCCCUCCGCAGGAUCGUACAGCCGCCACAGUUUCCUGCAUGAACACACACUUACUGCUGAAAAGAGGAACUGACUCUGCAUUUAUAUACACACAAAGCUUCAAACUAAACAUGGUGUUCUUUAUCCUGACUGUAAUUUGGCUGUGCUUUCACCAGCUAACUGGGACUUCAGUCGUUACUCAAGACUACUGGAAAUGUUAUUUAGUGCCCCGUCUCUUCAACGAUGUGAUGUGAUGUGUCACAGAUAUGGUUAAGAGACUUUUCACAUAUUUAAAACCCUAAAAUGGCAAGGUAAGGAUUGUCCAAUUGUGCAGUUUGCUGCAAGUUUGAGAGCAAGGCCAAUAAAAAGGGAUUCUUUUUUCAAAGGCACAUCAAGUUUCCGAAAAAACACUGCUGGUGUGCAACAACAAGAGCCAACAGUAUCUCACUUGCACGGCAGCUAAGAGGGCCUCUGACAAAUCAAACGAUAUGUAUAGAGCAGCGGUAGGCAACCUGCAACCAGUGCCUCUCUGUGGCUAUUGACAAAAAAGAAUCGCAUGAAAAUGAAUAACAACUAUUUUUUUUAUUUAUUUAUGUUUUUCACGUUUUCAUUUAUCACUGUUGUAGGCCUGAAGAAAUUCUUACAUUCUCCAAUUGUAAAAAUGUGUAGCUUAUGCACUGUAUUUCAAAAGACAAAACAAAAAAAAAGGUUAAACAUUUCAUCAACUAAAAUGUGCAUCAUACGUUUACGGCCUGGUGCCUUUCCCUCUACCUUUUGCCAACCUCAGUAGCAGUGGCUCGUCUUUAGUCCCCCUAGCUUGGCUAGCUAUGGUUGCAAAUCCAUAAAACUCUCAGAGGAAUAUACAGAAUUUAAAAGUGCGUAGACAGAUUAUUUUGCUUUCACUGCCAAUGCUGCAAAAGUAAGGUACCAAAUAAUCAUAAAUAUCCCACUGCAGAGGAGCCAUCCUGUGGUGAAACAUAUGUUUGAAUGCUCAUUUAAACCUAUUCUAAUAUUGACAGGCUAAUUUAGACUUAAUAUGCAGUGUUACCAUAAGGCUCAAAUAUGUUUUGCAGCUCCAGGCAGAUUUUUUUUAAAUUACUUUUGGUCAAAAACGGCUCUGUUGAUGGUUAAGGUGUCUGACCACUGAUAUAGGCAAAAAGCAAAGCAAAAACUGACUUCAGGCAAGUAGAGUUUCUGACCCACUUCCAAACCAGCAGGUGAAGAAAGGCAUUAACGGUGAACCCUGCAGGUACACUUUGCUUUUAAUGUACAUGUAUUUUUUACAGAGCAUGGUGACUUUCAAAUAGCAGCUGUAUCUAAAUUUUGUUUCUGUUAUAUUUUAAAGGACGGUCGGUCUUUGGCAGUGCGCUGAACUUCAGAGAGAAGUGCUGAUAGAUUAUAUAAAUUCUACGUAUGUGGUUUCACUGUCUCACUGUUGAGUUGAUUUAUACUUUUUGUUCUUUACACAGGUGACUUUGUUCCAUAGAGACUUUUUUUGAAUACAGUUAAAAUGUACUAUAUUUUAUGUUCUUUUUAUGUAAAUAAAUGACAUGUAUAUUUAUAUAUAUAUUUCUGUUAUCAUUCGAACAGUUGCUUCCUCUUGCUGCCAUUUUAUUGUUAACAUAAUUUUCAAUUUUCUAACAUACUGACUUUGGGAUUGACAUCAAGGGUCUCGUGUGUCGGUCUGUAAUAUGUUGAUCCAAAAAGUUCUCAUUUUGUCUCAAACGUUCUGGACUGUCGACUGUUUCUGGGUUCUUUUUGUAUGAUGUGCUCUUUAUUAUUAAACAUUCACUUUAUACAUUAU